CUUGAUGCGAGUGGCGCGGCGCUGCGUGGCGGCUCUCAGGCUCUCAGGCUCUCAGGCUCUCAGGAGGAAGCAGCCCACGGACAGAAGGCGUCCACAUUUCAGCACUGGAGCUGUCUGUUACCCACUUUUCCCCCGGGAGGAAGGAGAGAAGUCGGAGAAGGAAGGAGGGGUUGCCAGGUCCUGCCAUGCUGGACGGCCCAGUCUGAGGACACCGAGGAGAUCCAGUCCCAAUCCAGCGUUUUUUGUUUUCUUUUUUUUACCCUUCAACGUCAUGGGCGUGCUCAUGUCCAAGAAGCAGCCGGUGGACAAGGUGCAGAGGUGCACUGCCGUGGUCUCAGCCUUCCAGGCCGGCAUCAAGGAUCGCCCGGCCGUGGUCAAGCCGGCAGACGGAGAAGCAGAGGACGGUAGCGUGCCGGCAAAAACCUCAAGCGGUCCCGAGGAGAAGACCGCCGAGGACGGAGAGGGAGGGGAACCAGAGAGCCCGUCCACCUCCCAGCAGGCUCCUCGGGAGGAGUGCAAGGUCAACCAGGAGUCCUGGUCCAGGUUGCGUGACGGAAAAGGCGUGGAGCCGGAAGAUCUGGAGAAGAGCCACCAGCUCACACCGCCGGCUUUUGUGCGGCCCAAGAGGGACGCCGAUGACGACCAACCUUCGGAGGUGGACUUGGCAAAGAAAGAACAGCCUCCAAGUGAUGAGAUGUGCGACGUAUGUGAGGUGUGGACGGCCGACGACCUGUACCCGUGCAAGAUCUGCACCCGGGUGUUCCAUGACGGCUGCCUGAGUGAGCUGGGCUACCUGCGCGCCGAGGCCCUGCAGGAGAUGCGGGACACGGCUCACACCGUGACCGGCUGGAGCUGCUACUAUUGUGAUAAUUUGAACCUCCUGCUAACAGAAGAAGAGAUGUACAGCCUUAUGGAGACCUUUAAGCAGUGUAAGCUCAUCCCAGAGUCAUGCCUGGUGUCGGACGAGUUGCUGCAGUACCACCACUUUGUAUCCAAGCAGCAGUUUGAUAAGGAUCUGACCGAUGAGCAGGAGGAGGAGGUCCUCUCGCAGUUUGCAGCCCUGGAUCCUGACAAGAAAGGUCACAUUGAGUGGCCCGACUUUCUCUACUUUGAGUCCCUGGCAGUUUUGAGGAAGUUUCGCACAGAGAACUCACUGGUGCGCCUGCUGACUGCCAAGGAAAGAGACACCGCUCGGUCGGUGUUCCUGGGCCUGGACUUGGAUGAGGAUGGGUUGAUCACAAGAGCAGAAUGUCGCCAGGCCCAACAAUCAUGGUUCAACAAGCUCAACAAAGAUUCGCAGUCCUGCAAUGUGAGACUAAUGGGACUCUGCGCUCCUUUAAGUUGUGGUAUAAGUCAUGUUGGCCCCAUUUGUGAGAGCAGUCCGGUCAGCUCCAGCAGUGAACGGAGCAAGACUGACGACAACAGGGCAACGACGUGGGCGGACUUUCUAAGGGAGAGCGCCAUCUACAUUCUGGCCGCGCGUCCCAACAGCUCGGCCAUGCACAUCCGCCUUCCCCUAUAGUCCAGGACCCUGCGCUGCACUGCACUGCAGGGAAAGGGGUGGGGGGUCUUGGGGGAGGGGGAGCAUGACCGGCAAAAUGUGACGACACCGCGAGUGAGGCGGCAGAUCAAACGCCUGUGCGGGAUCUUGCAGCCAAUAAGCUGACGAGCACGGAGCGGACGGACGAGGAGGGAAAGAAGUCCAACAAAAUAUUGCAUAAAGUUGGAGGAAAGUAUUUGGCUGCUGACAAACACCCCGCCCCCACCCCCGGGUUGGACUAACCUCUCCGUGCAGGUACAUCACUUUCUCUCACAGCCUCAUUCUGUCUCUGUGAGAGCUGUUUGCUGCCGUUGUGUUUAUUUGCUAUGGAGUUGUUCAUCACAGCACACAGAGGCACACGCAAAAUCCAUUUCAGCUCAGCCGGAAAGUUAUUCCGGGAGGACACAAACCUUGCAGGCAAGAAAGCGUUCAGUAUAUCAAACAGAAAUAUAUGUAAUAGAGCUGCUAUAUAAACUAGUCUAAUUUAUUAUAAUGCAUUACAAAUCUGUAUUUAUUCCUGUAUAUUCCAGCGUAUCCUCUCACUACCCGACUAAAUCUUCGUAGUUUUUUUUUCCAGAUGUAGUGUGAAUAAGGACGUGACCCUGUCGGUGACAUGUAUAUAAUGCCAUAUAAUGCGUUGCCGCAAUCCCCUUGACACACUGAAAACAUCGGCCAUGAUAAUUUGCUGCGAGAAUGCAACCGGGUGUUGUUGAGAUGAAGAUUCUAUGAUGUUUCUACAAAGGUUUGUGCGCAUAACAACUAGAGCUUCAUGUAUGUGUGUAUGCCACGUGAUUGCGUUUUUAAGAACCGGGUUCUCUCUGUGAAUAAUUUAUGGUGUGACAUGGAACCUGAUCAUGUGAGGGAUAUGUCACAGUGUUGAAAUAAAUGCAUGGCAUUAACUCUC
Messenger RNA from Nerophis ophidion (straightnose pipefish), 2444 nucleotides. Its product is annotated as PHD finger protein 24-like. The coding region runs from base 5 to 1522 and encodes 505 amino acids. Lineage: Eukaryota; Metazoa; Chordata; Actinopteri; Syngnathiformes; Syngnathidae. The record is from RefSeq and is a predicted model, not a curated record. The transcript has 9 exons.